AUGCUUUUUUUUCUAUUAGGACAUAACAAAAAUUCAACAACGUAUACUGUUCCCUAUGCUCGAAAUACACAUGAAGAAUGUGAAGUGAACAUGGAAAGAUUUCUAUUCAAUGUGUUUUAUAAUCGAAAUUGUUAUGAUUCUCUCUAUCGAGUUGAACAAAAAGAUGAUAAAAAACAACAACCAUUAAUCGAUUUAGAUCAUAGUGUUGAUCGUACUUAUAUGGCAAAGCAUCAUCAAUCACAAUUUAUUGGACAAGACCUUCUAUUACGUUUUCAUUUAACAGUAAAAAUAAUUGAUGGACCAGAUGAUGACUUCGAUAUUGUCGGUUAUGAACUAAAACAUACUUUGAAUGAUAAAGACAAACUCAUUGAUUCAUAUAUAAAUAUUACUAAUGAUGAUCAUGGUAAGUAUGAUCCAAGCGGUCAAGAAAUAUCAGAACAUGAAACAUUUGGUUAA
Molecule: messenger RNA, 456 nt
Organism: Rotaria sp. Silwood1
Lineage: Eukaryota; Metazoa; Rotifera; Eurotatoria; Philodinida; Philodinidae
Source: the annotation of a GenBank genome assembly